GUAAAGCGCGCUCGUUUCCGGUUAGCGACAGCCGCCGCGCCCGUCCCUGCCGGCCCUCCGGGAGCGCCUCCGCCGGAGCCUCGGCGUCUCCACGCGUCUUCCCCGCUCGGGCGCUUCGCGGGCGGCGCCCCCUCCGCCGUGGACCAUGUUCAAGAAGUUCGACGAGAAGGAGAACGUGUCCAACUGCAUCCAGCUGAAGACGUCCGUUAUCAAGGGGAUUAAGAACCAGCUGAUAGAGCAGUUUCCGGGCAUCGAGCCGUGGCUGAACCAGAUCCUGCCCAAGAAGGACCCGGUGAAGAUCGUGCGCUGCCACGAGCACAUCGAGAUCCUGACGGUCAACGGGGAGCUGCUGUUCUUCCGGCAGCGCGAGGGGCCUUUCUACCCGACGCUGCGGCUGCUGCACCGGUUCCCCUUCAUCCUGCCGCACCAGCAGGUGGACAAGGGCGCCAUCAAGUUUGUGCUCAGCGGGGCCAACAUCAUGUGCCCCGGCCUGACGUCCCCGGGCGCGCAGCUGUACCCCGCCGCGGUGGACACGGUGGUGGCCGUCAUGGCCGAGGGCAAGCAGCACGCGCUGUGCGUCGGCGUCAUGCGGAUGUCCGCCGAGGACAUCGAGAAGGUCAACAAGGGCAUCGGCAUCGAGAACAUCCACUACCUCAACGACGGGCUGUGGCACAUGAAGACGUACAAGUGAGCGCCCGGGGCGGCCCCGGGCCGGAGCCGGAGCCGGAGCCGGAGCCGGAGCCGGGGCUGGAGCCGGAGCCGGGGGCGCGGGGCUGCGUCUGCGUCUGUGUCCGCGUCGCGGCGUGAACGCGCGGAUGCUCGGGGAAGCGAAACCCAAGUAAAGAUUUGCAAGGAGC
This is a messenger RNA of Mustela erminea (ermine), 857 nucleotides long. Its product is annotated as malignant T-cell-amplified sequence 1-like. The coding region runs from base 146 to 691 and encodes 181 amino acids. Gene Ontology annotation, biological process: formation of translation preinitiation complex. The record is from RefSeq and is a predicted model, not a curated record. The transcript has a single exon. Gene Ontology annotation, molecular function: RNA binding. NCBI's taxonomy places the organism in Eukaryota, Metazoa, Chordata, Mammalia, Carnivora, Mustelidae.